Solanum tuberosum (potato) is the source of this 975-nucleotide messenger RNA. Its product is annotated as pentatricopeptide repeat-containing protein At2g36730. The record is from RefSeq and is a predicted model, not a curated record. Gene Ontology annotation, molecular function: protein binding; RNA binding. Lineage: Eukaryota; Viridiplantae; Streptophyta; Magnoliopsida; Solanales; Solanaceae. Bases 1 to 975 code for a protein of 324 amino acids. Gene Ontology annotation, biological process: RNA modification. The transcript is spliced from 5 exons.
AUGGCUGUGAAGUCAGGAUUUAGUACGAUCAGGUUUGCAAGACAAGUGUUUUAUGAAAUGCUUGAGAGGGAUAUAGUUUCUUGGAGUUCAAUGAUGGCUGCUUAUGUUCAUUGGAGGUCUAUUAAUAUGAUUGUCUUUCCUGCUUUCUUUUCCUGUUUAUCUUUUACUGUGAGAUAUCUCGGUAACUUGCCUUCAGAUGCUCUGCUCCUGUUCCAAUGUAUGAAGCUAGCAAAUGAAAAGCCAAAUUUUGUCUCUUUUGUUAGCUUGCUGGGGGCAUGUACUCAUAUCCUGAAUAUCAGAUUAGGUAAAUGUAUUCACUUGCACAUUGUUACCAGUGGUAUUGAACUACAUGUUGAGCUGGGAACAACCCUCCUGGGCAUGUAUGCAAAAUGUGGUCAUAUACAGCAGGCUUUCCGCAUAUUCAAUUCGAUGGAUGAUAAAAAUCUGCAGACCUGGACCAUCAUGAUUUCUGGUCUUACUGAUCAUGGACAUGAGGAAGAAGUUGUGUCCUUGUUUGCCAGAAUGGAAGAAUCUGGCUUUAGGCCGGACAGCUUAUCAUUUUCUGCAAUCUUAUAUGCUUGUAGUCAUAUUGGCUUUGUUGAUGCGGGCCGUGAAUAUUUUGAAAAAAUGGGAGGUUUUUAUGACAUCAGGUCAACUAUGGAACAUUACGGAUGCAUGGUGGAUAUGUUUGGACGUGCUGGAGAAUUAGAAGAAGCUUAUGAUAUUAUAAGGAGCAUGCCUACAGAGCCUAAUUCUGUGAUAUUGAGGAGUUUCAUUAGUGCUUCAGUUGGGUGCAGUCGCUUGAUAGUCCUUCCGAAGGAAGCAGUUGAAGGAUCUGGUAGUAAUGUUUCUGUUUAUGCCAAUAGAAGAGGCAAUUCAGAUCACAGGAAUGAAGGAAUGAAGGGACUGUUACAUGCCAAAGACGAAAGAACACUAUCAAUGGUGGAGGAAAAUGAAUUGCUUCUUUUUGGGUAA